Exophiala spinifera is the source of this 729-nucleotide messenger RNA. RefSeq names its product protein Ras-2. Lineage: Eukaryota; Fungi; Ascomycota; Eurotiomycetes; Chaetothyriales; Herpotrichiellaceae. The record is from RefSeq and is a predicted model, not a curated record. The transcript has 2 exons. Gene Ontology annotation, cellular component: plasma membrane. The coding region runs from base 1 to 729 and encodes 242 amino acids. Gene Ontology annotation, molecular function: GTPase activity; GTP binding; GDP binding. Gene Ontology annotation, biological process: signal transduction.
AUGGCGGGGAAGAUGACUUUGUAUAAGCUGGUGGUUCUUGGGGACGGCGGCGUGGGAAAGACUGCUCUCACCAUCCAGUUAUGCCUCAACCAUUUCGUCGAGACCUACGAUCCUACCAUCGAAGAUUCAUACAGAAAGCAGGUCGUGAUAGACCAGCAAGCGUGCAUGCUUGAAGUCCUGGAUACAGCCGGACAAGAAGAAUACACUGCCCUGCGUGACCAAUGGAUCCGGGACGGAGAGGGAUUCAUAUUGGUUUACAGCAUCACGUCGAGGAACUCGUUCAACCGAAUACAAAAAUUCCAUUCGCAAGUACAAAGGGUCAAAGAGUCGGGCCAUCCAAAUUCGCCUACGGGAGCGAGUUAUCUCCCGACCCAAAUGAAUGGAACACCCACCUAUACUGGUCCCGUUCCUAUCAUGUUGAUCGGCAACAAAAGUGAUAAGCACCACGAACGGGAGGUUUCAUCGCAGGAAGGUCAAGCUCUUGCGAAAGAAUUGGGUUGCGACUUUGUGGAGGCCUCUGCCAAAAAUUGCAUCAAUGUCGAAAAGGCAUUUUACGAUGUUGUACGACAGCUGAGACGUCAACGGCAGUCGCCUAUGAAACAGAUUGAUCGAAAAGGCACCAAUUAUGGGCCUGCUCCUGCGAUGCGAAACAACUUCGACGCAGAACAUCCACGGAUUUAUCGCGAACAUGGGAGAAGGCGCGGAGCAAACAAAUGUGUGAUAUUAUGA